AUGAAGGGCUUCACAGAGUCUCAGACGCCGCAAGCUGCGCGUGUCCUGGUUGUAACCGACACACUGUCGCAGAUUCACAUAGUGAGAAUCUUCAAGCUAGCUUCCGCAGAAGACCGGAGAUUUGGUUUCCACGAAUCUGAAUUUGGCCUUGGGGAAAAAAGCAGACUGGGAGUUCGCGUGCAGCAGCGACCUUUCCGUCUCCGAAACGGCGAGGUGAGUGUCAAGGCUGUCGAGGCGACGCGCGGCGCGAAUCUAGCGCGAGCAAAGAGGAAAUACAAACAGAAGAAACGCAGAAAACGACUUGGACCGGCAGGCGACAGGGCCGGAGCUGUCGCCGCCAUUUCUGCAAAGACGCUCAAGGGCGAAGGUGAGAGGCGGGUUGCUCCCGCCUGGGUGCAUGGAAAUCUGCCAAGUGGGUCGAAGCUGCAGUUGUUUUCAAGCCAGAAAACCUCUCCAUAUUGA
Toxoplasma gondii ME49 is the source of this 462-nucleotide messenger RNA. RefSeq lists its product as hypothetical. The transcript has a single exon. Lineage: Eukaryota; Apicomplexa; Conoidasida; Eucoccidiorida; Sarcocystidae. Bases 1 to 462 code for a protein of 153 amino acids. The record is from RefSeq and is a predicted model, not a curated record.